Molecule: messenger RNA, 429 nt
Organism: Miscanthus lutarioriparius
Lineage: Eukaryota; Viridiplantae; Streptophyta; Magnoliopsida; Poales; Poaceae
Source: the annotation of a GenBank genome assembly
AUGAAGCACGGCAACGGCAUGCUGCUCCAGCUAGCACUACUCAUCUCUCUGUCACUCGCUGGCGUCGUCGUCGGCGGAAGCGCCCCGACGAGCACGCACCUCCGGUUCUACAUGCACGACCUCGUGACUCCAUAUCCGGGGGCUCCGGCGACGGCGGGGUCCUACGUGUUCGCGUCGCAGACAGAGCUGGCGCCGCUGCUCUGCGUCAACAUGGUGCUCACGGCGGGGCCUCACAACGGCAGCACGGUCGCCGUGCUGGGCAGGGACCUCAUCCUUGACAAGGUCGACGUCAGGGAGCUCCCCGUCGUCGGCGGCACCGGCACGUUGCGCGGCGUCACCGGGUAUGGCGAGUUCAGGACCCACACCUUGAACGCCACCGACGGCAACGCCGUGCUCAAGAUUGACAUGUACCUGAGCCUGAGCGUGUAG